UGUCCGUGGAGCAAGGCAAUCUUUGGAUUCCUUCUAGGAACUUUGGGAGAUGGAAAAGCCAGACUCAGCGGCUCCCUGGGGAGGAAAGGACCCCCACGUCACCCAUACUGGGAGCACUGGGGAGGUCUGGGAAAGGAACGUGCAGCAGAUCCUGGGUGAGGGCAAUGCCAGCUCAGACGUCCAGCGCCAACACUUCCGGGCGUUUUGCUACCAGGAGGCCGAGGGGCCCCGCGAGGUCUGCAGCCGACUGCACCACCUUUACCGCCAGUGGCUGAAGCCAGAAAAGCACACCAAGGCGCAGAUGCUGGACCUGGUGGUCUUGGAGCAGUUCCUGACUAUCCUCCCCCCGGAGAUGGAGAGCUGGGUGAGGGAGUGCGGAGCGGAGACCAGCUCCCAGGCGGUGGCCCUGGCAGAAGGCUUCCUCCUGAGCCAGGUGGAAGAGAAGAGGCAGGAAGAGAAGGAGCAGGUUCAAGGGACGAGAAAAGGGGCUAAUUCUUCCACCAAAAUAGAGAAGGUCCCGCCAGCCACCAGGAGGAGGCAGCUGUUCCGAGGAGCCAUUCCGGGGGCCGCCGGAGGGGAUGCUUCUACCUUGCUGGGUAAGGAGGAAUUGGGAGCACAUUUGGGCUUGAUCUCGGCUGAAAAUCGCUGCAGUUAG
This is a messenger RNA of Lacerta agilis (Sand lizard), 655 nucleotides long. Its product is annotated as zinc finger protein with KRAB and SCAN domains 3-like. The coding region runs from base 50 to 655 and encodes 201 amino acids. The record is from RefSeq and is a predicted model, not a curated record. The transcript has 3 exons. Lineage: Eukaryota; Metazoa; Chordata; Lepidosauria; Squamata; Lacertidae.